This is a messenger RNA of Tremella mesenterica DSM 1558, 2556 nucleotides long. RefSeq lists its product as uncharacterized. The transcript is spliced from 6 exons. The record is from RefSeq and is a predicted model, not a curated record. The coding region runs from base 1 to 2556 and encodes 851 amino acids. Lineage: Eukaryota; Fungi; Basidiomycota; Tremellomycetes; Tremellales; Tremellaceae.
AUGAUGCUCGAAGGUCGGAGACGGCCAGCGGGCAUCGGAGCUGCUGAAGAGCUCAGGAGAGCUCAUAGUGGAGGUAUUAGGAGUGCAAGUAUCAGCAGUAAUACGCCGAUGAUAGAAGAUGACGAUGACGAUGCUCCCAGAAGGUCAACCAGAGGUCGGAACCCCCUCCCACCUUCCUCUGGCCCACUCUUCCCUCCUCUACCACCCAAACAAGCCCGCAAUUCCCCCAAAAACUCCCCUAAGCGAUCUCCUGUCGUCCGUCCUACCUCUGCAACGAUCACGACCAUGCUUCGAACCUCAUCAGAUAGUAUCCUUAAAGAGGACUUGGACGUGUCCGACCCACCCAGCGGCUCUGUUGCUAGCAUCACGCCGCCCCCGCCCCACACCGUUGAGGAUCAGCCGAUGGAGGUCAAUGGUGGAGAUGCUUCCCCAGAACAUAAGAAUGAUUGGGAGACUUAUCGCCGUAAUCGCGCCAUGAGAUCUUUCAGGCAAGCCAAAUCAGUCAAAGCAGAGGAAGAGGAGGAGGAAGAGAUGACACCUGGGCGGACUAGACCUACAAAAAACACUAGAGCUUUAUCAAUACCCAUUCCCUCUACUGUUGACACUCCCGUUUCCGACGUAUCUGAACAACGAUCAGUCUCAGCUGGGCGGCAAGUAAGGAAGAGAAGAGGCGAAGAGCAGUUGUUGUUGGACGAUCAUCUUCUCCCGGAGGAGAUCCGGAGGGCCGCCACGGUCCUGGGCAAACGUGAUCGCCGAAGUGCUGAGAGGGAAGAAACAGGCGAGGAGGUCGUGGAAAAACAUUCUCAAGGAAAAGUGGAGGAGGAAGAGAGAGACGGCGGGGAAGGGGAGGAGGAAGAGGAAGGAGACGGUCAGGAGGUGACACGAUGUGUGUGCAAGAAAGAAGAGGGAGACCCUCUCAUGAUUCAAUGUGACAAGUGCAACGUAUGGCAGCACGGUCCAUGUGUCGGAAUCUGGGCAGACGAAGAGGCUCCAGAUGAAUACUUUUGCGAGGAAUGUCGGCCCGAUCUUCAUGGACCGUUGAAAAGAUGGAUCCGAAGUAAAGGAAGGAAUCCUGCCGCCUUUGUCCCUCCCACCCCAGAAGAUCUAAAGCAUUUUCAAUACUCGUCUGACAAACAAUUCCCUUCACAAUCCAAACUGUGGGCAGAAAUUGCAGCACGAGAGACCAAAGCGAAAUCAGCUCCUCGUUCACAUCAUCGGAAAGAAGCGCCCAGCCCGGUAGAAAGCGUGGACGCUCGUAGAAGUGGUAGACGUCAAUUCAGUAACGGGAAGCCUGUGUCUUCUGAGAAGGAAAAAGAGAAGCCUGGGACGGCUCACAAGGAGAAAGAAAAGGAGCAAGACAAGCCAAAGCCGAAUCACACUCGUAGAGUGUCUGUCAUGUCACCAUCCCCACAGAGAUCGCCAUCUCCCCAAAAUCACCCUCCGCCCAAAAGACGUAGCACGAUGAACUCACGUGACGCGGCGUAUGAAGAGGAAGUCAAGGCCGCGCUCGAAGCGAGUCGAUUAGAGAUGAUGCAAGCGGAGAGUGAGCAUAGUCCUGAGGAGAGCGAAAAAGGGAAAGAGAAGGAGUCCGCUGAAGUUGAUGAUCCUGAUUCUUCUCUACCACCCACAAAGGCCAAACCAAAGCAUCCUAAUCAGUACACCUAUCGACCUAAAUCUUCAUCUGGGGCACAACCCAUACCUUCACCUGUCAGACGAGUCGGACAAGGUGGUACUCCGGUACCUUCUGCUCCUCCAACGCAGCAUGAACAUGGAACUCGUCGUGCGGGCGCCAUCGCCAAUGGUCUAAUCACCAUUCCAACCGUCGCAGUGGACGUGAAUAGACUAUCUUGGCACCUCCCCGAUUACCUCUCCCAAUUCUCAGAUAUUCUCCCUACCUCUCAUCCCGUAGCUUUGACAAUCACCACGCCCCGGACACUCUCUUACAUCUCUCGAAAUCACUUUGCUCAUCAAUCUUACGGGCCAUUCACCGAAGAUCGCGAUGAUCGAGGUGAGCUUAUGCUACCUAACGAGCCAAUCGGACGAGAACCUCAAGGCGAGGUGGGAUUCAGAUUAGAACCUCCUUCUCGAGUUCGAUAUCCACCAAAGCGUAUCACGACCUCAGAAAUGCGUAAGAGGGUUCGAGUAAUGUUGGAUUUUGUCAGUCGAGUACAAGGUGAGGAGGUCAAGAGGAAAGAAAGGGCUAGGUUAAUAGGCAUCGAUAUCGCUUCCCUUCCUCCGCGAAAGAAACGCCGACUGGUGGAUAAAGACGAAAGAGACGAAGAUGAAGAAAUGCCGACCAUUCAGGAAGACGGUCAAACAUCAUCGGAAAUGUUGGAUGAACUGAUGCGUGAUUUACUCGCAUUUCAAGAUACGUUUGCUCAGACAGCGUUUCCCUCGCCAAACCUUGCCAGCGCGCCGACAUUUGAACACGUUCACGAACCUUCAAAAUUGGGCAUAUCUAUGACUGCGGAAGAGGUGGAGCCGAGUGUCGAGAUGAUGGAGGAGACUGUGGAUGUGUAUAGAGAAGGAGAGGUGUCAAUGAUGGUGGAAGAGUGA